AUGUUAGGCAGGACAAGUCGAGGGACAACUGCCGGUGUCUCCGGAGACACAGACAGACAGCAGCUUGAAGGGGGUGAACCUUUGACUACGCAUGCUACCAGCAACUGCGGCGACGAGAGUAGCAACAUCCCACCGCCUGUGUCACUCAACCAUCGUACUAGGGAUAUCCGGAUUGUAGAUGUGGCUUCAGAACCUUCCCCCCCUCCCUCCAGCAGUUGGUCACAGUAUUCUGCCACUGCUGUCAACUCCGCACCUGUUUCUGCAAGUCAAUCCAGGUCGUCCUCAUGCUGCAGCGACACAGUGCCUUUGCCUGGAGAGCACCAACAGUGUCGCCCCUUCAGUACACGUGAUUCACUACGCGAAGAUAGGCAAUGUAGCCCCCUGGCUCCAUCACGCAGCUUGGUGCGUGCGGCUGAACUCAACAAAGAUGGUCCAGCACCACUUGCUUCCGAGAGAGGCUUCGAAGCAGGUGCAUCACUGAGGCGCGCUCAUGCAGCUCCUGGUCACGCUAUGCCAGAACACGAAUUUCAACUCCAGGUCUUACGAAGCUUAAAUGUUAUACGUCUGGCCGUACAACAACAAAGUGAUUUGCUAUCACAACUGACGCCGCCUUCAAGGGACCCUGUCGGUGAUGUUCAGCAGCUUGUCGCACAACCAUUCAGUCGUAUUGAAGACUUCGAGCAGUUUGAGAGCACAUUAACCCCCGCCCUGGAGAAACAAUUUGUGCAAGAGCUGACACUCCUAGGUGGAGCUACACCUAAGGCCGCCGUUAAGCGGAUCCUGGAAUACGUUAUGACCGACCAGGUCGCGGAAAAAUACAGCUGGGAAGGACGUAAGGGGAAGAAUGUGUUCCGCGACCUUCGUCUACCUAACAUUAUGAUGCGUGCUGUUCACGCGCAAAAACAGCUGUCAAAGUGCACGAACUACGACCUAGAAAAGGCUACAAAGGCCUGGCUUCGUCACUCAGCCGACAGACUCAAGCGGGUUGCGGAUUGAACCUUCACCAUGCCACACACAGCACGCGACACAGUGCUUUAACCUGUACUCAUUCCUUCAAAUGAAGCAUCCGCCAGCCAGCAGGUUGCACAUCAUAUUUCCAUAUGCAUUAUAUAUAUAUAUUCUGAUAUUAUGAGGUGUGUACACGAAAUAAACAAUGUCUGAGGCUUAAGAUCCGUUGUGCCAUUUAUUGAAGUAAGAAAAUUAUGUAAUUUUAAAGAAAAAUGCAUGAUUUAGCAAAGUCCUAUUUAUGUCUCAAAUCCUGUGAUUGACGUUCCAUGGAUGUUCCUGGGACAUCCGUUUUGGG
This is a messenger RNA of Ornithodoros turicata, 1303 nucleotides long. RefSeq lists its product as uncharacterized. The record is from RefSeq and is a predicted model, not a curated record. The transcript is spliced from 13 exons. NCBI's taxonomy places the organism in Eukaryota, Metazoa, Arthropoda, Arachnida, Ixodida, Argasidae. The coding region runs from base 1 to 996 and encodes 331 amino acids.